Molecule: messenger RNA, 1761 nt
Organism: Hymenoscyphus albidus
Lineage: Eukaryota; Fungi; Ascomycota; Leotiomycetes; Helotiales; Helotiaceae
Source: the annotation of a GenBank genome assembly
AUUUACUAUUGCUAUAUUGCUUGCGAUUCUAUUAUUGAACUUCUUCUUUGUUUCUGAUCUGGUUUCUUGCUUGCACCUCCUCCCUACACUAAUCCCCUUCUUCGUCUCCUUCGAUCCGACUCUGCAACACAAACACUCAAAUACGUCAUCUUCGCUGGAAUUUGUGCUCGACAACAUGAAGGAAACGACAGAAUUUGACGUGAUUAUCAUUGGAGCAGGUCUCUCGGGUAUCAAUGCUGCCUACCGAUUACAAACAGAAUUGCCAGGCUACAACUACACGAUUCUCGAGUCGAGACAAGAAAUAGGAGGCACCUGGUCCCUCUUUCGCUAUCCUGGCAUCCGAUCCGACUCAGAUCUCCACACUUUUGGUUUCCCCUGGCGUCCCUGGCAGGAUGAAAAAAUCAUCGCAGAUGGUGCUUUGAUCAAAAACUACAUUAGAGAAUCCGCCGAGGAGUUUGGUAUCGACGGCAAAAUUCAAUAUCACCACAAAUUGGUUGCUGCUAAUUGGUCAUCUGACGAGCAAUCUGUAAGAAUCGUCAUAUUCGCUUCUGGGGUAAAGACAACUAAUCGUUUUGUUCAGUGGUCAUUGUCAGUCGAGGGAAGCAAGCAAAAUGAGAAGAACAUCGCAGAGGUCAUUACUAAGGUCUUCAAAGCCAAGUUCGUCAUUUCUAGUACCGGAUAUUAUGACUACAACACCGCGCUCAAAGCAGAAAUUCCAAACAUUGAUUCAUUCAAAGGCAUGACAGUUCAUCCGCAGUUUUGGCCUGUCGAUCUCGACCAUUCGAACAAGAAAAUCAUCAUCAUUGGCUCAGGGGCUACUGCUGCGACUCUCCUCCCAGAACUCGCUAAAACGGCCGCUUUAGUCACAAUGGUUCAACACUCUCCAUCUUACUUCGCAGCAGUUCUCACGAUUGACAAACUCGGUGAGAGUAUUCGAGGAAUGUUUCCUACAUGGGUAUAUUCGAAAUUUCUCCGCUGGAAACACAUCAUCGGGACACGUUCUGUGGCUACUUCCCUAAUGCCGCACGGAAGGGCCUGACCAAAAAAACUGCGAAACUCUUACCGAAAAGUGUGCCCGUUGACCCGCAUUUCACACCUUCAUAUAACCCAUGGGAGCAACGUCUCUGUGUCAGCCCAGAUGGUGAUUUCUUUACCGCACUACAGCAGGGAAAAGCCGAUAUCGUUACGGAUACCAUCAAGACUGUCAAUUCGACUGGAUUGAUUACUUCAUCAGGCGAUCAAAUAGAUGCCGAUAUAAUUGUCACCGCCACAGGUUUAAAGAUGAUGAUGGUAGGUGGUGCUGAAAUCGUCGUUGAUGGAAAGACCGUCUCCUUCCCUGAGACUUUCUUGUGGAGAAGCACGUUGAUACAGAAUGUUCCAAACGCUGCAGUAAUCGUCGGUUACUCUAACGCUGCGUGGACAUUGGGUUCUGAUACAGCUUCACAACUCAUUUGCAGAGUCUCGAAGCACAUGCGGCGGAAUGGGUUCACCAGCGCCACUCCUACUCUUGGCUCGACUGAUCCUUUCAGCGGAGAUGAUCAGUCUGUGGCACUGGAGUGGCAAGGUAUGGGUGAUCGAAAGAUUCUCAACUUGAGUAGCACCUAUUUCUCCAAAGCCAAGGAAUGCAUACCCAAGGCAGGUGAUAGGGGCCCAUGGCGACCCAGAUCGAACUACUUUUCAGACGCUUGGGGAGCUCUUUAUGGCAGUCUGACGCAAGGUAUCAGAUAUGAAAAGUUUGAGAGUGGCAGAAAGGAUCUUUAG